Molecule: messenger RNA, 1530 nt
Organism: Cucurbita moschata (crookneck pumpkin)
Lineage: Eukaryota; Viridiplantae; Streptophyta; Magnoliopsida; Cucurbitales; Cucurbitaceae
Product: GDSL esterase/lipase At3g27950-like
Exons: 6
Coding region: 125-1267 (380 amino acids)
Molecular function (GO): hydrolase activity, acting on ester bonds
Source: RefSeq, a predicted model, not a curated record
UUUGUCCCAAUUAGCCUCUGUAGAUUCCACUUCCAAUCAUUUCAUUUCCCAUUACCCAAAUAGCUAUGAAUCGCGUCUGAUUACUUCAUCUCCUCAACGAUUGAAGAACUAAGCAGUGAAAAUCAUGGGGUUACUGAAGCUCCGCCGUCUGCUGGUGGUUCUGAUUCUCGGUUUGUUAAUUGGCGUUACCACAGCAGGUGGUGGUUCGGGAAAGUGUGGAUUUCCCGCCGUAUAUAACUUUGGCGACUCAAAUUCAGACACAGGCGGAAUAUCGGCGGCAUUCAAUGCGAUUCAACCGCCCAACGGCGAAACCUUCUUCCGACGUCCUUCUGGAAGGGCUUGCGAUGGCCGUCUCAUUGUAGAUUUUAUAGCUGAGAAGCUGAAAUUGCCUUACCUGAGUGCAUAUCUGGACUCAUUAGGAACAAAUUUUAGGCAUGGAGCUAAUUUUGCAACAGGAGGUUCAUCGAUUUGUCCUGGUGGUUACAGCCCUUUUCAUCUUGGCAUUCAAGUAUCACAGUUCAUACAAUUCAAAUCCCGCAUCACUGAUCUGUUCAAUCGACUCCACUCCAACAACAAGACAUCGAUACCAAUCAAACGUAUAGCGAGGCCCCAGGAGUUUUCGAAGGCGCUAUAUACGUUCGACAUUGGGCAGAACGAUCUUGCCUACGGUUACCAACACUCAUCAGAAGAACAAGUUAGAGCCUCCAUUCCAGAUAUACUCAACACAUUCUCUGAAGCUGUGCAACAAUUGUACAAGGAAGGGGCAAGGUAUUUCUGGGUGCAUAACACAGGUCCAAUUGGAUGUCUGCCUUACUCUAUAUUGUAUAACAAAAGUCCUGAUAAUCGAGAUAGCAACGGAUGCGUGGAGAGCCAGAAUGAAGUCUCUCGAGAAUUUAAUCGACAGCUGAAGAGUCGGCUGCUAAAGCUGGGGAAAAAGCUUCCUCUAGCUAGAAUUAUACACAUAGACAUGUAUUCAGCCAAGUAUCUGCUCAUUACCGAAGCGAAAACUCAAGGUUUUGUUAAGAAUCCAGUGAAGUUUUGCUGUGGGAGUUACUAUGGCUAUCACAUUGAUUGUGGAAAAAGAGAAGUUGUGAAUGGAACAGUUUAUGGAAAUCCUUGCAAGGAUCCAUCAAGGCAUAUUAGCUGGGAUGGCAUACACUACUCUGAGGCUGCAAACUUGUGGAUUGCCAACCAUAUUUUGAAUGGCUCAUUUUCAGACCCACCAUUGCCAAUUGACAAAGCUUGUCGAGCUCCUAGUUACGCAUGAUAAUCACGGAACCACAACGUCUCAACACUACAAAUUUUCACAUUAGCGUUUGAUUCUGUCGAAAAUCACGCUUGCACCUUUGGAAUUUGGUUCGAUUGUAUCAGAGAUGGCAAAAGUUUAUGAACACCAUUCGGGCUAUGAACUCGAGAAUUAUUGGUGUCCCAUAGAGAAGUUGGGUAGAUAAACCAAGCUAUCCAUGUGUUUGUACUUAUUAAAAACACUUUUUUUAUUAAGGUCAUUUCAAACCUACUAUCAAGUUUUUC